This is a messenger RNA of Phodopus roborovskii (desert hamster), 1559 nucleotides long. RefSeq names its product neurexophilin 1 (gene Nxph1). Gene Ontology annotation, molecular function: signaling receptor binding. The coding region runs from base 376 to 1191 and encodes 271 amino acids. Lineage: Eukaryota; Metazoa; Chordata; Mammalia; Rodentia; Cricetidae. The transcript has 3 exons. The record is from RefSeq and is a predicted model, not a curated record.
UCCUUCUUUUGCCUCUUAAGUUUCCUGCACCGGGAGCCCAACUGUGCCAAGCCUAGACUCCCGCGGACCAAUCCGGAUCGCGACCCCGGCACUGGGACAACGACUCCGCCAAGGCUGGACGAGGCAGCUGGACCCGUCCUCGCCCGAGCAUGGAGACGGAGAUCCGGGGAGGGCACGUCCCGGGCGCUGGAGACGCCAGGCCGUAGUAGCUCCUCCAUGGAGCCUGUUCAGAGCGGUCCUUGCUCGCUGCAUUCAGACUUGUGCGGCUGCUGAGAGCGCUCCCUGAUCUGUAAAGUGGAUGCCAGGUGGAUCUAUGUUUUUGAAGGAACAAAGACUCAGCCAAGGCACCGCCAAGGAAGUUUGAGAGGAGGGAGGAUGCAGGCUGCGUGCUGGUACGUGCUUCUCCUCCUGCAGCCCACCGUCUACUUGGUCACGUGUGCCAACUUAACAAAUGGUGGGAAAUCAGAACUUCUGAAGUCGGGGAGCAGCAAAUCCACACUAAAGCACAUAUGGACAGAAAGCAGCAAAGACUUGUCUAUCAGUCGGCUCCUCUCACAGACUUUCCGAGGUAAAGAAAACGACACAGAUUUGGACCUGCGCUAUGACACCCCAGAACCUUAUUCUGAACAAGACCUCUGGGACUGGCUGAGGAACUCCACAGACCUUCAAGAGCCUCGGCCCAGGGCCAAAAGACGGCCCAUUGUUAAGACCGGCAAGUUUAAGAAAAUGUUUGGAUGGGGUGAUUUUCAUUCCAACAUCAAAACAGUGAAGCUAAACCUGUUGAUAACUGGGAAAAUUGUAGAUCAUGGCAACGGGACGUUUAGUGUUUAUUUCAGGCAUAAUUCCACUGGUCAAGGGAAUGUAUCUGUCAGCUUGGUGCCCCCAACAAAAAUCGUGGAAUUUGACUUGGCACAACAAACCGUGAUUGAUGCCAAAGAUUCCAAGUCCUUCAACUGUCGCAUUGAAUAUGAAAAGGUUGACAAGGCUACCAAGAACACACUCUGCAACUAUGACCCUUCAAAAACCUGUUACCAGGAGCAGACCCAAAGUCAUGUGUCCUGGCUCUGCUCCAAGCCCUUCAAGGUGAUCUGCAUUUACAUUUCCUUUUAUAGUACAGACUAUAAACUAGUACAGAAAGUAUGCCCCGACUACAACUACCACAGUGACACACCUUACUUCCCCUCAGGAUGAGGAGGAACGGGGCAUGAGACUGAAGCCUGAGGAAUUAGAGGUCAUAGGACAGGGCUGUUACCUCAAGGAAGAAGGUCACAUCUAUUGCCUGGAAUGUGUCUACACUGCUGCUCUUGUUGACUGGAGCAAACAUGCCAGUAGAAAACAAUUGAUGUCAUUUCUGCCCAGUCAGCUGCAUCUCUCAGCAUAGUUGUAAAUCAUCAUAGAUCUCAAAGUCUCACCUGAAGACAUGCUAUCACAUGUAGAGGCACAUGAGCACUCACUCUUGCACAUUUCAGCUUGCAUCUAUCAUGGUUCCCUUUGAGAGGGCUUUCAUUGUCUGACUCAUGAUGGUUCAGGAUAAACUAUGAUCAAACACAAAGAAGUAA